AUGUUUUUGAAUGUCACUGCCACUGGUAAGCAUUCUUGGGCACCUUCAUCUGGUGUACUUCCAGUUGAAAGUGAUGAUGAUAUCAAUCCAUUUGAAGUUAACGGUGAUUUGAAUGAGUCUGUGCCAAUUGAAAGCACUCAAACUACAAACAAUGUGCCAAGAAAGAGAAAUAAUCAAUCACUUGAAAUUCAAGAUAAUAAUGAGAAGAAAGGUAAAGGAGGAGGGAAAAUGGGAGGUGCUGCAAAAUUAUCACUGCAAGUAAAAAUCGUUAUUGCAACCAUGGCACUUCAUAACUAUAUAAGAAGACAUGCCAAACGUGAUUGUCAUUUUGAUGAAAGUGAAGAUGACCUAAAUAGUAUUCAAGGUGAAGAAAUUGAGAUAGAGGUUGAUGCACAACAAGAAGAUGGUCCUACAACACAAGAAAUGGAGGCAUUGAGAAAUCAUAUAGCCGCAAGUUUAAUGAGUUCAUCUACAUAG
This is a messenger RNA of Prunus armeniaca (apricot), 477 nucleotides long. Lineage: Eukaryota; Viridiplantae; Streptophyta; Magnoliopsida; Rosales; Rosaceae. The record is from the annotation of a GenBank genome assembly.